UGUACGUGUUGUGUGCAUGUAACGGGAGGAAUGCGUGUUUAUUUUUAAUUUUUCCGUUCUUAUCCCCCUUUUAAUUAAAAAUUAUGUGAAAAUGUGAGAGAGAAAGUUUCAAAAUUGGCGGGGUGUUUUUUGGAACAAAACAAUUCAAAUCUUAGAUAUGUCGGGCGUUGCGUUUAAUACGACAACUGGAGGAUCAGUUUUUAAUUCCAAUACGAACGCGCCGGGGGGAGUCGAACUGACCGAGAGCGGCGGAAGGGCCUUGAAGUUACAAACCGACGCGCCGCAUCUCGUUAGCCUUGGCGGGGGGCGGUUGAGUACGGCCGUUACGCUGCACCCCAUACCUGCAGGUCGGAUCACCUUAGGAAGUAGUCCUGGAGUGGAUAUUACAGUUCAGGGAACUGGGGUGGAACCUCUUCACUGCCACAUAGAAAACAUAGGGGGCGUUGUCACACUUUACCCACUGUCAGAGCAUACAUCCAUUGAUGGAGUUCCUGUGACAACCCCCACCAGGCUGUUGCAAGGUGUGAUGUUAACGAUAGGUCGCUCAAACUACAUGCGCUUUAAUCACCCGGCCGAAGCUCAAUUAAUGAAAUCCGUGCUGCCAAACGCUCGAAUCUCAAUGGCGCCCAUCCGUUUCGACCUCGAAGCGCAAGAAGAGCAAAAGUACGCGAAGAAACCGCCGACGAUCCCACGCAAAAAUUCCCACGAUCUAAUCGCCGACGACGUAGAGCAGCCGACCAGCAUACAAAUGAAGGUUUCCAAAUUCGAGUACCUCGCGGCGCAAAAUUUCAAAAAAUCAAUCUCGCCCAAGGUGUUCUCCUCGAAUCUCGUCACGGUGAACACCCCCGCCAGGGACGUACUCGGCCGCGCGCCGCCCGACAUCCAGGACUUCGCCAAAAACCUCCACCACUCGGCGGUCAACUACUCGGACUCGAGCUACAACGACAAGCAAAAGAAUAAGACGCCCGACCGGCAGUUCUUCGGGCGCAAGUCACCGCAGUACGCGAACGUGUCGAUUAACGACGGGAAGAGUAUCAACAAUCGGGUGGCCCUGUACGAGAACGGUUGCGUUCCCAAACAUCCCAACGUCUACCUUAACCUGAACAUGGACCAGCAGCCGAAGAACGAGCUGAAUAACAUUAGCAACAAGAGCGUUAACGUUCAGAAACCGAUCAACACGAACCGAGCGGUCGCUCCGCCUUCGGCCGGCCUCGGUCGGAAUCCGUCGCCGAGCUACAACCGAAACCCGCCCCCUUACGUUCGGAGCGUCACCCCGAGCCCGGUGCUAUCGAGUCCGCCCGUGAGUCUGCACAAACGAAGCGGUUCGUUCGACGACGGCGUGCAACGAAAUAAUGAGUCGGAAAUGCGCAGAAAUCAGGCGCAUGUCGAUCGUUUGAAAGAGCAAGAGAUUGAAAAGGCCGAACAGGCCCGUCUCGAAGAAAUUUUGAACAUGUGCGCCGAAUACGAAAGGCAAGUGCAGUGGGAAAAAACCAACAAACCGAUUCCUAACCGCAUUAAAACAAACGGCUCGCUACCACGGGAUAAAAGGCAAUGUCCGCCGAGCCCAUUCGGUUCACCAUCGCCGAAUCACGCGACGCCAUCACCAGGUUCGAAGGAUAGUCCGAUAUUUAAAUUCGACUCCGAUCUACGACCGAAUAACCACAACUACGAAAAUGUGACGAUUAACAAUGCGAGCCCGCGUCUCUACUAUGAAAAUAUUGAGGUUGCUCAUCCGACACCCAACACCUUCAGUCAAUAUGAGAAUAUUACGAUUAGUCACGAAACCAGCAGUCCUUACCCCCACUCUCCUCGGACACGAAUUAAGACCAUCCCAACCGUUAACAGAGAACCCUCCCCGAAGGACGCAGCUCAGCUUAUCGAUACCAAAUUCGCCAUCGUCAACGCCGAACAGUACCUUCUCCAGAACAAAGGCUCCGAAAAUGGGGACAACGUCGACGUGACGACGCGGAAGCCCACACCGACGAAGUUCCUCCACCCCAUCGACAGUUUCCCAUCCUACCACCACGACUCGUACGAUCGCAAGGCGUCCCACGAGAGCGACAGGAGACGAAUGGAAACGCUCAAGCGCGAAAAGCAGGAGAUACUAACGGCGAUGGCGCACAUCAAGCGAAAAAUGGCGGAGAUCGAGCUGCAGGAGGAGGAGUUGAAUCGCGAGCUCGAAAUGGAACGGGCGCUCAUCAUAGGCGAGCACAAGUCGAAGCUGGUCGAAAUCGACGAGCUCGAGAGGCGCAAGCAGAAGCUCGCGGAGGGCGCGCGCGAAAUUGAGCGAAAAAUGGAGGACUGUCAGGUGACGCAAGUCGAGCACCAGGAGAACUGCCGGCGGAAGCUCGAGCACGCUCAGGACAGCAUGGCCAAGGUCGAGGAGCGGCUGAACUCGGUCGCGAAAUCGAGCGACGAGUACCAGGAGAUCUUCGAGGAGUUCCUCUGCGCGCAAGAGGUCCUGGACAACGAGCGGAAAACGUUCGAGGAUCUCGAGUUUCACCACUUGGAGGAGGAGGCCGACUGGUUGGCGAGUCGCGAGGAAAUUCAGCGCGAAAUCGUAGACCUCGGCCAGCGGCUCGACGUACUUAGGACGCAGGUCGGCGAUCUCGAACAGCAGAAGCUCGACGCGAACACGUGCAGCGCGCGCGAGUCGAAAACGCUCGAAAGGCAGCUGAUCAAGUGCGCGCGCAGGCUCGAGGAGCAACGCGGCAAGCUCAAGGCGCUCGAGGCGGAGCUCAACACGUUUGCGAAGGAGGAAUCGGACCAGGAGGUCUCGAGCGACAGCGAAAGCGAAAAGGUGCAGCACAUGAGCUGCUCCUUUAUCGACACGAGCUCGCGGACGAAGAACGGCGACGCGUACGACAUGUCCAAGUCGUUCAAUGAGAAAAUGCUUCAGGAGCACUCCGUUAUAGAAGACGGCGUCGCUAGAAGGUGUCCGUCGCAGGACGACAUCGAUCGAAUAAGUAAGGUCACGUCGAACGCCCCCAUGAACAUUGAGGACGGUCGAGGGUCGUUGGGCAAGAAGACGAUUGAGUCGCUGAAGGAGAUUGAACGUAAUCGGCAGCUGCAUUUAGUACAACAAGGCUCUCAAGUAAUUGAAGAGGAGCGGCGUAGAGUAUUGGCGUUAAAGCAACGCGCGCAAGACGAGGUCAGAACGCAGUGGGCGCAAAGGCAGCAGGACUGUUCGUCUUUCACUUCCACCACGUCCGAUGAAGCACGUUACAGUACGAAUGGCGGCGACGAGGUGGACCAGAAGACGUCGAUUGGCGAAGUCGAGCAGCUUCCAGCAGAAGCCGAGGUACCGAAGUCGCCUCGUCCUCUUUCCGAAACGAGCGAUAUAAGCGCGGUAGAAGUCGGCGGGACCUUAGGAAAGCGGAGGGUGCGGCAGGGUCUGGACAAGACCCGCCCGUUGACCAGGUAUUUGCCGAUAUGCAGCUCGGAACUGGACCUGAGGCAGCACAUUGAGACCGCCGGUCACCAGGUCGUGCUCUGCCCCCACGUCACGAUCAACUCGACAAGCUGCCGAGGAUUUCUUCACAAGCGGGGUUCCAAGUUGAACGGUUGGUCGCGACGAUGGUUCGUCUUCGAUCGCAACAAACGCGCGCUCGUCUACUACGCCGACAAGAACGAGAAGAAGAUACGCGGCGGCGCCUACUUCCAGGCCAUCGAGGAGGUCUACCUGGACCACGCCAACUCAGUGAAAUCGCCCAACCCCCAGCUCACCUUCAUCAUCAAGACGCGCGAGCGUUACUACCACCUCAUGGCGCCCUCGCCGGAAGCGAUGCGAAUAUGGAUCGACGUCAUCUUCACCGGCGCCGAGGGCUAUCAGGAAUUUAAGCACGGUACUUGAAACGCGCACUCGAAUCGGAAACUUGGCGAAAUUGUUGUAUGCGGCCCGCGCGUCGGGAGAUUAACGCAUUUGUAUAUAGUUACCAAAAUUUUGAACAAAUUCGCACCUUAAAAAAGGGCAAAUUAGAAACGUAAGUGCCUUAAAAUUAUUCUAAAUAAUUUUAGAGAUUGUUGUGUUACUGAACCUAAUUUAAGACUGUUUAUACAAUUAUAAUAAUAAUGUAGUACCUCUUGUAAUUUUCUAAUAAAUUACUAUAGAAACAUA
This is a messenger RNA of Photinus pyralis (common eastern firefly), 4117 nucleotides long. RefSeq names its product pleckstrin homology-like domain family B member 1. The record is from RefSeq and is a predicted model, not a curated record. The coding region runs from base 158 to 3853 and encodes 1231 amino acids. The transcript has 11 exons. Gene Ontology annotation, molecular function: protein binding. Lineage: Eukaryota; Metazoa; Arthropoda; Insecta; Coleoptera; Lampyridae.